UUUCAGGUUGAUAUUUCACCAUUAACUUCUCUAAAUUGGAUCUCACAUUUUGCAAGAUGCUUACAAUGGCUUUAGUUGGUUGCUUACCAGAUAAUGUCCAACAGGCUAUUAAAAGUUUUUCCAUUCGGCCUGGCAAACAACACAUCACAUUUGCUUUUCCUUUCAUGGAAGAAACAUUGCGUUCUUUUUGUGAAGCUGACAACAUCACACCCCUAGAUCAUGAAAACAAGUCCAGACUUGCAUCUGCGUCAACGGUGCUGUUCUUUGACGAGUGUCUAGAAGUUGUGCAUGGAUUUCAGACAUUUGUUACCAUUUUACCCCAACUUAACAAGCCCUGUCCAAGGAGUAGUCUUCCAGUAGUGAUGCUCACCCUCUACCAGAGAGACACCACAGAAGGAAUCUGCAGACAUUUUCAGAACCUCAUUCGAACCCUUAUAGAACACAAAACAACUCCCGAUUUCUGGAAAUUGCCUACCCUGUCCAAGAAGUAG
Messenger RNA from Parasteatoda tepidariorum (common house spider), 491 nucleotides. The record is from RefSeq and is a predicted model, not a curated record. Lineage: Eukaryota; Metazoa; Arthropoda; Arachnida; Araneae; Theridiidae.